GUUACGAUUUGACAAAGUAUCUCAAUAUUCUUAUUAGAAUUUAAUGUUAAUGGCCAAAGCUAUCAUUUUUCUUCUGGUCACUGUUAGAUAUAAGCUGCAUAUGUGAUAGCUAAGGGCUCGGCUCAAGACUUCCAUCACCGAUUCAUUUUCAUUACAUUCAAGCCUACCAUCAUCAUAUUUACAGCACGAGCAGUUGCCUUUCGUUGUUGAAGACAAGAAGCGAUGUCUGAAAAUCAUGAAGACGAAACUGAAAGAAUAUCCGUAGAGGAGCUGGUGCAUCCAAACCAAGAGUAUGUUGACAAGUACUUGCCCAUGGUCUCGAGUCUUGUGAACGUUGUACCGCAUUCCUUCACGGCCCUUCCACAGUACGCGGACUUCCAUACCGCCCAUCGCUCCUUCCCCUGCAGGAGCUCGGAUAUCUGGGUGGCGUCGCACCCUAAGUCAGGCACGACAUGGACGCAGGAGCUGGUGUGGUGUCUAGUGCGAGGUCUCGACCACAGCCUCAGCAGCAAGCCCCUCAUGAACCGCUUCCCUUUUUUCGAGUGGGACUCUCUCAUGACUCCAGAACUCGUCCAGGCUCUGGAAUCGAUGCCAGACGACAACGUGGAGAAACCUGGAGCGCAAUGGAGGAUCCUGGAGCGUGGAGACGACCCACGUCUGAUCAAGACCCACCUCCACCGGGAGCUGAUGCCCCGUGGCGUCAGAAGCUCCAAGUCUAAGAUAAUAUACGUGGUACGCGAUCCACGAGACGUAUGCGUGUCGCUGUUCCACCACACCAUCAAAUUUCUCGGCUACACCGGAGACUUCGAUCAUUUCGUCGACAUGUUUCUCAGCGCCAGAUAUGAAUUCGGGCCAUACUGGAGCAACGUGUUGAGCUUCUGGAAUAAAAGAAAAAGCGACAACAUACUUGUGUUGAAAUACGAAGACAUGCAUGCGGACUUGGUUGGCGAAAUGGUACGAGUGGCCAAGUACCUAGAGGUACCAAUACCAGAGAACCAGCUACCGGAGAUUGUGGAGCAUCUUUCUUUUAGAAAUAUGAAGGAUAAUCCUGCCACCAACAACGAGAGCACCAUGGAUGGACUGGUCGAGAAUACAGGGGUCAAGUUCAUGAGGAAAGGAAUUGUAGGGGAUCACAAGAACGUGUUGUCCGUAGACCAGCUCAAGAGGUUCCAGGUGUGGACGCAGACUUGCCUAAAGGAUUCUGACUUCCCGUACUACAGAGACUGAAGCGUCGGGCGGCUGAACUGAUAUCAGCGUAUAACAUAUUAAGGGCAGCACGUUAUAAUGUAAUACGUUGUAUUGUAAUGAUUUAUAACGUAAUAAUAAUACUAUAUGAUAUCAGCGCAUAACAUAUUAAGGCAGCGCGUUAUAAUGUUAUGAGCUAUAUCAUAAUGACUUAUAACGUAAUAAUGACACUAUAUAAUACUAUGCAUAACAUAUUAAGGGCAGCACGUUAUAAUGUAAUACCUUAUAUUGUAAUGAUUUAUAACGUAAUAAUAAGACUAUAU
Messenger RNA from Hyalella azteca, 1508 nucleotides. RefSeq names its product luciferin sulfotransferase. Gene Ontology annotation, biological process: sulfation. Bases 223 to 1227 code for a protein of 334 amino acids. Gene Ontology annotation, molecular function: sulfotransferase activity. Lineage: Eukaryota; Metazoa; Arthropoda; Malacostraca; Amphipoda; Hyalellidae. The transcript has 9 exons. The record is from RefSeq and is a predicted model, not a curated record. Gene Ontology annotation, cellular component: cytoplasm.